AUGUCGCGUGAAGAAGGUUCUGGGGCGUCUGGCCCCCAAGCGCUUGGUCGCACAACAACACGCGUACAGCCUGAAUCAGCCUUUGACACUUCGGUUCCCGACCCCGAUAUUGUAGGGGAAAACACCCGAAGGACGCGCGCAGGUGUCACUGGGGCCGAGUUGAGAGACCGCGGAGUGGUGGAGGCAGAACAAUACAUGGCCUGGAAGCACAUGGCCGGGAAGCGGGACGAAAUGCUUUCUCCAUCCGAGGAUGGAGUCGGGACUGGGUCUUCGGUCGAUGCCCAGGUUGGAUCUUCCAAAACGAAGUCUGAAAGUAAUCUCGUUCACGACGGCGCCCCGGACGACGCCCCGAAUCGGGUUGAAGACGCUCUGGACAAGUUCGGCGUUGCCCCCGACGGGCUAAACAAUGCCGCAGACGGAUCCAACGACGGAUCCAGCGUCGCUGCGAAGGAAUCCAACGAUGUCCCGGACAGAUACUACGACGUCGCAGGCAGCUCCAACAACGCUGUGGAUGACUUUCACGACCACGUGCCGACCUCGUUAUUGACUUUAUCGGCGCACGGAGGGCCCGGCAUGGACGAGAGCAUUACUGCUCUGAACUGUAGCCCAUAUCCACCAAGUCUAUCCGAAGACACCGAUAUAACGACGACGGGUUUGGCUGGUCCUUGA
This is a messenger RNA of Diaporthe citri, 669 nucleotides long. RefSeq lists its product as uncharacterized. The transcript is spliced from 3 exons. Bases 1 to 669 code for a protein of 222 amino acids. The record is from RefSeq and is a predicted model, not a curated record. Lineage: Eukaryota; Fungi; Ascomycota; Sordariomycetes; Diaporthales; Diaporthaceae.